AGUAUUAAGAGUAUUCUAUCACAAUAUGGAGAACUGGCACUGUUUGCUGCUGCUGUGCACACUGCGUUUAGAGCUUUCCUCUGGAGGAGUUACAAAAAAUGAUGAUGACAUCGACCUUGUCAGCUUUUUGAGAAAUAUCUACCCCGAGCCGUUCAUCAUCAACCGAGACUUUGAGAUAAACUCCGUGGAGAAGCUGGGACGCCCGGGGGACCCUGCAAUCAUACAGCAAACCAAGGACAAACCUGUCACUCAGGAUACAGAUGGGGCUGCUGGACCAGUGGUGAUAACCAAAGAUGGCCAGAUCAAGGGGGUCACUGUGGAUAAGGCCCAUGUAUUCUAUGGUGUUCCGUACGCAAGUCCUCCUGUUGGGGCUUACCGCUGGAAGCCCCCCAGACCCGUGAGUCCUUGGCGCGGGGUUUAUGAUGCCUCCUUUCCCAGGGCUGCAUGUAUGCAAUUCUGCAGUAAAGCUAUCACUGAGGAGUGCCCUAAGAGUGUCAGUGAGGAUUGUCUCUACCUCAACAUCUUUGUACCGCUGGAUGUGGACUUGAGCUCUCCUCUGCAGAGCCACCUGCCUGUCAUGGUUUGGAUCCAUGGUGGAGAUUUCAUUGCUGGUUCUGCCUCCAAGCCUCUGUAUGAUGGACGUUUUAUUAGUAACUUCACCCACAGUGUUGUUGUAAGCCUGGAGUACCGACUGGGUGCAUUUGGGUUCCUUGUGUCGGGAAAAGAUCCUCACACAUCAGCUGCAGGGAAUUAUGGGAUCCUGGACCAACAGGCAGCUCUUCUUUGGGUCCAACAGAACAUUGCUGUGUUUGGAGGGGAUCCCGCCAAGGUCACAGUAUUUGGGGAGAGUGCAGGCGCUCAGUCGGUAAGCCUUCACCUGAUGAUCCAAAGCAGCAAGCCUCUGUUUAGCCAGGCCAUCCUGCAGAGCCUGCCCUUCUCCAUCCCUCUGAAGACCAGACAUGAUGCCCUGAAACUGGGAAGAGACUUUGCUAAACAGACAAACUGCUCUGUGAGCGACUUUGUCUGCCUGCUGUCUCUCACUCCGCAGGCCAUCCUGGCCGCCCAGAUGAAAACAAGUUCCAAGAUUUUGAACCCAUUCAGGUUUCUGGAGGUUUUUGAGACGUGGGGUCCGUGUAUCGACGGGGAGUUAAUCAAAGAGCAGGCUGUCACUGCCUUUCAAAAGGGGCACUGGCAGAAAGAAAAGCCAAUACUGCUGGGUACAACGUCCGAGGAGGGGGUUCUGUUUGCGUAUGGGGUCUUCAACAAGCCAGUCUCCACAGUGGAGUGCACCGUGUACAUCACAGCCAUCUUUAAACAGCACACCCUACAGAUCCUACACAAGUACCUGCCCCUGUACAGGGAUGCUGACCACAGGAAUAUGCUGGCUCAGAUUGUCACCGAUUUUGUCUUCUUAUGUCCAUCGAGGAGGUCAGCACGUGCUGGCACAGCAGCGGGGAGCAAGGUCUGGAUGUAUGUUUUUGACCAUGUGAUCUCGGACCGCAGUGUCUGGUCAGGUCUCACUUUCUGCUAUGAGCAUUCCUGCCAUGGUGCAGAGCUGCCCUUUCUUUUUCAUUCAGCCUCUGUGGCCAACUUCACCCUGUCACCGUCGGAGAAGCUGCUGUCCAGUCGAAUGCUGUGCUACUGGGGUGCCUUCGCUCACACUGGCGACCCUUCCUCCAGGAGCCAACAGACAACUUUCUGCCGGGAGAAGCGUCUCCCUAUCUGGCCGCGCUAUUCUGACACCAGUGGCUUUCUGGUCAUGAACCUCACUGUGCGUUCCCAUACACAAGCCGGGACCAGAAACCAUAUAUGUGAUUUCUGGGACCAGCUGGGCAUCUACUAGAGAGGGACCAGGCUGGGCAUGCUGUUCUUUUGUUGAAGCUAGAUUCAAAAGAAUGGCUCUUUUCCCUGCAUUGUUUUGUUUCUAAAAGUAGGAUAUGUAGAUGUCU
This is a messenger RNA of Neolamprologus brichardi, 1949 nucleotides long. Its product is annotated as cAMP-regulated D2 protein. Lineage: Eukaryota; Metazoa; Chordata; Actinopteri; Cichliformes; Cichlidae. Gene Ontology annotation, molecular function: cholinesterase activity. The record is from RefSeq and is a predicted model, not a curated record.